This is a messenger RNA of Solanum verrucosum, 2688 nucleotides long. Its product is annotated as receptor-like protein Cf-9. Gene Ontology annotation, molecular function: protein binding. Bases 32 to 2605 code for a protein of 857 amino acids. NCBI's taxonomy places the organism in Eukaryota, Viridiplantae, Streptophyta, Magnoliopsida, Solanales, Solanaceae. The transcript is spliced from 2 exons. The record is from RefSeq and is a predicted model, not a curated record.
GUAAUUUUGAUAUAUAUUUUGAGGCGCGAAAAUGGGCAUUGAAAAACUUGCAUUGUUUCUGCUAUACGCGUUUCUGUGUCAACUUGUUUUCUCCUCAUCUUUACCUCAUUUGUGCCCCAAUGAUCAAGCCCUUGCUCUUCUUCAAUUCAAAAACACGUUUACUAUAAAUCUUGAUGCUUCUUAUAGUGGUUAUUAUCCUAAAACAGUUAAAUGGAAUAAGAGCACAGAUUGUUGUUCAUGGGAUGGAGUUAAGUGUGACGAGAUAACAGGACAAGUGAUUCAGCUUGAUCUCAGUCGCAGCCAACUUCAAGGCGAGUUUCAUUCCAGCAGUAGCCUCUUUAAACUCUACAAUCUCAAAAGGCUUGAUUUGUCUGAAAAUGAUUUUUCUGGAUCGUUCAUUUCACCUAAAUUUGGUGAGCUUUCUAAUUUGACACAUCUUGAUUUGUCAUAUUCAACUUUUACAGGUAUAAUCCCAGCAGAAAUAUCUCGUCUUUCUAAAUUGCACGUUCUUAGUAUCGAGAGUGAUCCAUAUGAGCUUAGAUUCGAACCUCACAAUUUUGAACUGCUCCUCAAGAACUUAACCCAAUUAAGAGAGCUCCGCCUUAGCUCUGUGAACAUCUCUUCCACCAUUCCUCUGAAUUUCUCUUCUUAUUUGACAACUCUACACCUUCAGAACACGCAGAUAUACGGGACAUUGCCCGAAGGAGUUUUCCACCUUUCCAACUUGGAAUCUCUUGAUAUAUCAUUCAAUCCCCAGCUCACUGUUAAGUUUCCCACAACCAAAUGGAAUAGCAGUGCAUCACUCAUGGAGUUAUAUCUCAGUGGUGUGAAUGCUACUGGUACGAUACCUGAAUCAUUUGGUCAUCUAACUUCACUGCGUAUAUUAGAUUUGUUUUCUUGUAAUCUCUCAGGCUCUAUUCCUAAACCUCUAUGGAAUCUCACCAACAUAGAGGAAUUGAACCUUGAUUGUAACCAUCUUGAAGGACCAAUUUCUGAUUUCUUUAGAUUUGGAAAUCUCCGGGUGUUAUCACUUGGACAUAACAACUUGGAUGGCCAACUUGAGUUCUUAUCCUUUAACAGAAGCUUGACGCAACUUCAAUUCUUAUAUUUUUCAUUCAAUUCCCUAACAGGUCCCAUUCCUUCUAAUGUAAGUGGUAUGCAAAACCUACAAUCACUCAGCUUGUCAUCAAACCACUUGAAUGGGACUAUACCAUCCUGGAUAUUCUCCCUCCCUUCACUAAGUUUUUUAGAGUUGAGUGAUAACCAUUUCAGUGGAAACAUUCAGGAGUUCAAGUCCCAAACAUUUUUUUCUGUUUCUCUAAAACAAAAUCAGCUGCAAGGUCCUAUUCCAAAGUCACUCCUAAACCAGCGUGAGCUAUAUUAUCUUCUUCUUUCGCACAAUAAUCUCAGUGGACAGAUUGCUUCAACCAUCUGCAAUCUGAAAACACUAGAAGUGCUAGAUUUGGGCAGCAAUAAUUUGGAGGGAACAAUCCCACUAUGUUUGGGUGAGAUGAGUAGACUUCAGGUUUUGGAUUUAAGCAACAAUAGUCUUAGCGGGACAAUUAAUACUACUUUUAGUAUAGGAAACAAACUUGGAGUCAUUAAAUUUUACGGGAAUAAGCUAGAGGGGAAAGUCCCGCAAUCUUUGAUCAAUUGCCCAUUUUUGGAAGUUCUUGAUUUAGGUAACAAUGAGUUGAGUGACACAUUUCCUAAAUGGUUGGGAGCCCUACCUGAGUUGCAGAUUUUGAACUUGAGAUCAAAUAAGUUCUUUGGCCCUAUAAAAGUUUCUAGGACUGACAACUUAUUUGCUCAAAUUCGAGUCAUAGAUCUCUCAUCUAACGGAUUUAGUGGACAUUUACCCGUGAGCCUUUUCAAGAAAUUUGAAUCCAUGAAAAUAACUAGUGAAAACAGUGGAACCCGAGAGUAUGUAGGAGAUACAGGUUUAUAUUAUUACACAAUUUCCUUGAUAGUGACAACAAAGGGACUGGAUCUUGAGCUUCCUCGAGUUUUGACUACAGAGAUUAUUAUCAAUCUCUCAAGGAAUAAACUUGAAGGUCAUAUCCCAGGCAUUAUUGGAGAUCUCAUUGGACUUCGUACUUUGAACCUAUCUCAUAAUCGCUUGGAAGGUCACAUACCAGCAUCACUGCACCAGCUAUCUGUACUUGAAUCAUUGGAUCUCUCAUCCAACAAAAUCAGCGGAGAAAUUCCACAACAACUUGCAUCCCUCAAAUCACUUGAAGUCUUAAAUCUCUCUCACAAUCAUCUUGUUGGAUGCAUACCCAAAGGAAAUCAAUUUGAUACGUUUGAGAAUAGUUCAUACCAAGGAAAUGAUGCGUUACGUGGAUUUCCACUCUCAAAGGAUUGUGGUGGUGAUGAUGGGGUAGCACAAACGACGAAUCCAGUUGAGCUAGAUGAAAGAGGGGGAGAUUCAUCAAUGAUCAGUUGGCAGGCAGUUCUCAUGGGUUACGGUUGUGGACUUGUUAUUGGACUGUCCAUAAUAUACAUAAUGUUGUCAACUCAAUAUCCAGCAUGGUUUUCGAGGAUGGAUGUAAAAUUGGAACACAAAAUUCUUACGAGAAUGAGAAGGCACAAGAAAAGACAUUAGUGUGUAACCUCCAGGAUUCAAGUCUACUGCAUCGCUCGGAUGUAAAAAUAGAAGCUUUUACUUUCAUAGUUUGUUAUUCUGUU